AUGUCGCACCUCGUUCGCGAUGCAAAGGCCGCUGCCGACACAGCUAAAGGCAUAGGAAGAGCUGUUGGAGGAAGCUUCAUGGAGAACAAGACUCGACGAGAACGAAAGUUUGGAGAUGUCGAGAACAACCUACCGAAUAUCAAAGCCUCACCCGCAUCUGACAACCGACCUGCAUCAGGCUCGAGCGUGCUUUCGUUCCUCGGGUCCUGGAAUCCUUUGCCACAGCCAGUAACUGACAACGAUACUGUCUGGCUCCUUGAUAACACGGCAUACAGAAACGCGAGCGGGAAAUGGCAAGCAGAGUUCGUUGCGGCCGUCUUCGACAAAGAUACAGGUGUGGAAAUCAGCACGGUUGUUGCCGAUAUUGCAGAGAAAGUUGGCCUUGGAAACGGCGAUGCUGCGGAGGCUACAAUUCAGGACCGGCUCAUGCCUUUCGUGCAGAACAUUCUGCCAGGACGCAAGGUUACAGUUGAUUUUGCGAAGCAACAGCAAAUCAACUUGGGCCCUGGUGGAAGGAAUGGAAUAAGCAGCGAUAUCAAGGCCGUACCAGCACACGGUGAUGGAACUGUCGUGUCGUAUGUUGCGCAAGUCCCGAAAGGCGCGAAUGGUAUUUUGCAAGCGAAUACUGUUUACGCCGAGCCAGAGGGAUGGGGUGUAAUUUCUGAUAUCGACGACACCAUCAAGAUCACCCAAACCGGCGACCCAAUUGGCAUCUUGCGUUCAACCUUUGUUUCUCAAGCUACACCAGUUGAAGGCAUGCCAGAACUAUACCAGUUCAUCCAGCGCAUCAUCUCUCCAACAUCACCAUUCUUCUACCUCUCAGCAUCACCAUAUAACCUCUACAGUUUCCUGCGCGACUUCCGUCAAAAGUUCUUCCCUCAAGGUACUAUAGUCCUCAGAGACUCGUCGUGGAUGAACUUGGCUGGCCUCCUCUCUAAUCUCACUCUCGGCACACAAGAGUAUAAAGUCUCUCGCAUCACGAAGAUCAACUCCUGGCUGCCAAAGCGCAAAAUGAUCCUCAUUGGUGACUCGACACAAGCUGAUCCGGAGACCUAUGGGGAGAUUUACCGCAAGCACAAAGGUUGGGUGAAAUUGAUCCUCAUCAGAAAGGUGGAGGACAUCGCAGCCAUCGGGAUAGAAGAAAAGAAUGAGCCUAAGAGAUUCGAGAAAGCGUUCAAGGAUGUGCCAAAAGAUAUUUGGCAUGUCUUCGAAUCGCCGCAAGAAUGUUACCAGCUCAUCAAGGAUACAGUCGCUCGAGGAUAA
Molecule: messenger RNA, 1263 nt
Organism: Cadophora gregata
Lineage: Eukaryota; Fungi; Ascomycota; Leotiomycetes; Helotiales; Ploettnerulaceae
Exons: 3
Coding region: 1-1263 (420 amino acids)
Cellular component (GO): actin cortical patch
Molecular function (GO): phosphatidate phosphatase activity
Source: RefSeq, a predicted model, not a curated record